CUUUGUACGAAGCCACAUGUUGUCCCUCUCCCAUGAAAUAAUAUCUCGGUGAAAAUGAUUAUUGUUCACUUAUGAAAAUACCCACCUUGUGACUGUUCUGUUGGGUAAUGCAUUAGAUGCUAUACACAGAUCUGUGGUAUAGCAGGCAGCAAAGGCCUUGGGCUGGUGUCAUUGAGGGAGAGACGGUCUCCUUCUUCCUAGUGAUUCAGCACAAUUUUUUUUUUCCGUACAGAAGCUGGACAGCUCUGCUGAGGCAGCUCCUGCAGCUGAAUUUCCUUCUCUGCAGAACUGGUAACCUCCAUUCCUAAGCGCCGGUCACACCCAUCCCUGCUUUCUGAAGGUCUUUUCCUCCCAAUCUCCUAAUGCAGCACAUACUGUAGCAUGCCUGUCACCUCUUAUCUGUGUGUCCGUGCUACACCAGAAAGGUCUGGGUCGCAAAUGGAACAGCCCUUCUCUCUAGCACAUGGUCUGGCACACACUGUGCUAGGCAGCAGAGGCAAUAACUUCCCUCCUGUCCUCUUUCCCAGUUCAAGGAGCAUCUUCUUCUCUUUCACAUAACAGGCACUGGGGCUGGAAAAGUCCAUAGCGAUGGAGAAGACACUGAGGAAAACUCAGGAUGAAAAUGGCCUGAAAACCAGAGUUAUCCGCGUGGGCACCAGGAAGAGUCAGCUGGCCCGGAUUCAGACAGACAGUGUAGUGGAAAUGCUCCGCAAGCGAUACCUCAACCUUCAUUUUGAGAUUGUUGCCAUGUCAACAACUGGAGACAAGAUCCUGGACACUGCUCUUUCCAAGAUUGGAGAGAAGAGCCUCUUUACCAAGGAGCUGGAAAAUGCACUGGAAAGAAAUGAAGUUGACCUCGUUGUUCACUCCUUGAAGGACCUACCAACUUCGCUCCCACCUGGCUUCACCAUUGGGGCCAUCUGCAAAAGGGAAAACCCCCAUGAUGCUGUCGUUUUUCAUCCAAAGAACGAUGGGGAAACUCUCAACAGCCUUCCUGAAAAGAGUGUGAUUGGAACCAGUUCGCUUCGGCGAGCAGCUCAGCUCAAAAGGCGGUUCUCUCAUCUGGAAUUCAGGGAUAUUAGAGGAAAUUUAAACACUCGCUUGAAAAAGCUGGAUGAAAAGGAGGACUUCAGUGCCAUAAUUCUGGCGGCUGCUGGACUGAGAAGGAUGGGCUGGGAGAAUCGUAUUGGUCAGAUCCUAAACCCUGAAGAUUGCCUUUAUGCUGUUGGGCAGGGUGCCUUAGCAGUAGAGGUCCGAGCUAGAGACGAAGAGAUACUGGAUAUGGUAUCUGCCUUGCAUGAUGGGGAAACGGUGCUAUGCUGCAUUGCCGAAAGAGCCUUUAUGAGACACUUGGAGGGUGGAUGUAGCGUUCCUGUAGCAGUCAGUACCAUGCUGAAAGACUCCCAGAAUGAAGAGGGACCCAAUGAUAAUACACAGUAUGUUGGCAUCACAGCCAACAACAUUCCUCGUCAUGCUCAGGAGGCCGCAGAGAACCUGGGUGUUGAACUAGCCAGCUUACUGCUGAGCAAGGGUGCUAAGCGUAUCCUCAAUGUUGCAAGGCAGCUGAAUGAUGCCCGAUAGACACUUCAUUCCCACCCACCAGCUGCUCUUGCAGUUGGCAUAAUUCCUGCAUGGUCAGAAGUUGGACAGAAAAAAGCCAUGGACUUUGCUGCUGCACUGUUAUCCUCCCUUAGGUAGAGUCUCUUAAUUUACACUCACAUCCCAUUUUCUUUGUGGAUCUGAAAACAAAACUUAAAAUAUUAAACUCUAUAAUUUGAGUAGUUAAUGCCUGUUCAGAGGAUACAAAUCCUAUUUGCAGUUUCUCCUCUGAGCUAUCUUUUGGGGUGGUUUGUUUCAGCAACUUGUUUACCCCAAAACUAUAAGCAAGUUCUUUUGAAUACAGUAACAAAAAUAACUCCAUAUAGGAAAUAAUACUAAAAUGGUAAGGGGUAAAAGGCGCCCUUUUUGGCUCAUCUACACUUAACCAGGGAUCAACGUGUGGUAAUCGAUGCAUUGGUGGUCGAUUUAGCGGGUCUACUUAAGAUCCACUAAAUUGACUGCAGAUUGCUCAACUACUAUACUCCACCUGAGGGAGAAACACAAAGGGAGUGGACAGGAGACCUAGCAUAGUAUGGACCCCUCCUGGUAAGUAGAUCUAAUCAUGUUAAUAUCCACUACAUUAUUCAUGUAGCUGAAGUUGCGUAACUUAGAUUGAUCUUCCCACAUAGUAUAGACAAUGCCUGAAUUAAGUCUAGCCUACACAUACCUCCUUUGGGCUUAAUCCUGUGCCCUUCAAUAACUGGCAGUUGAUUAAUAUGUGCCAAAUAAGGCCCUUAAUGACCUCCAUUGUAUUUAUAUUUAAAUAGAAGAACCAACAUUUCUGCACGCAAGGAAUCUUAUGGAUGAUGCAAGGACAAAUUUCUAUUCACUGCCAUAUAAAUCAAUACUACUUGAAC
Messenger RNA from Chelonoidis abingdonii (Abingdon island giant tortoise), 2456 nucleotides. RefSeq names its product hydroxymethylbilane synthase (gene HMBS). NCBI's taxonomy places the organism in Eukaryota, Metazoa, Chordata, Testudines, Testudinidae. Gene Ontology annotation, cellular component: cytoplasm. Gene Ontology annotation, molecular function: hydroxymethylbilane synthase activity. Gene Ontology annotation, biological process: heme biosynthetic process. The record is from RefSeq and is a predicted model, not a curated record.